AUGGAAAUUUCUCCGCAGUCCUCGCCACACGAGGUCCUCCUCGAGAGGAGCUCCGCAAGUGCAGCCGCCGGCGACGCCGCGCAGAGCAACAAUGCCUUUUCUCUCAGCCGAGAACACGCCUACACGCCGCGCAGGAUGCGCGUCAUCACCAUCGGCGCCGGCUUCAGCGGGCUGCUGAUGGCGCACAAGUUCCAACACCGAUUCCCGGAGCUGCGCGACGCGGUGCAGCACACCAUUUUCGAAGCGCUCCCGGACGUCGGCGGUACGUGGCUGGUCAACCAAUACCCGGGCCUCCGGUGCGACGUGCCCGCGCACAUCUACGCCUUCCCUUUCGACCCCAAACCCGACUGGGACCGGGUGUACGCCACGGGCGAGGAUAUUAGGGGCUAUAUUAUGGCCACCGUCCGCAAAUGGGGGCUGGAUGAGAACUUGCACUUGAACUCGCGCGUCGUGGCGGCCCGGUGGUUGGAACAAGACGGCCAGUGGCGCGUUACCGUAUCCCACGGCGGCGUCGAGCGCGACGAAUAUUGCGAGGUGCUUAUUUCAGGCCAGGGCGUCCUCCGCGGCCAAAACUGGCCCUCCAUCCCCGGCCUGGCCGACUUUGGCGGCCACCUCGUGCAUUCGGCCAGCUGGGACCUCGAAAUCGACUAUUCGGGCAAACGCAUCGCAGUUAUCGGCAACGGCGCCAGCGGCGUGCAGAUCGUGCCCGAGAUGGCCCGCCUGCCCGGCACCACCGUCACCAAUUUCAUCCGCGGCCCGACCUGGGUCUACUCCCGCGCCUUGGAAGCGGCCGAAGCAGCCGCACCCGCCACCUGCCCUGACCCGAACCCCAAAUAUACGCCCGAGGAUAAGAUUCGUUUCCGGGAUCCCCGGGCCCACGCCGAAUAUCGCAAAGGCCUCGUCGCCAAGGCGAACAAGGCCUUUUGCGCCAUGCGCAAAGGCGAGAUGAAUAUCGCCGCGGCAAAUGUUGCCACCGCCCAGAUGGCCGCGAGGCUCGGCCACGACAAAAGGCUUUGCGAUAUAUUAAUCCCCAAAUGGGAGCUCGGCUGCAAGCGCGUGGUGCCUGGAUUCGGUUAUCUGGAGAGCUUUAGAGAAUCCAAUGUGCAUUUGAGCAACAGUGCCAUUGUCAAAAUUACUAAAAACGCCAUUUAUACGGCCGACGGUCAGGUGUACGACGUGGAUAUUAUUAUAUGUGCCACCGGUUUCGACACCUCCCACCUCCCACGGUACCCCAUAAUAGGCCAGGAUCAAACAACGGACUUGGCGUCGGAUUGGAAAAAUAGCCCGUACAAUUACAUGAGCGUGGCUGUUCCGAAAUACCCAAACUUCUUUAUGCAAAUGGGCCCGCGCUGUCUCGGGGGCCAAGGGUCGCUGAUCCAAUGUUUAGAUUGGACGGGCGACUAUAUAGCGCGUUGGGUGGCCAAAAUGGCGAGCGAAAAUAUCAAAUACGUCGCACCGCGGGACGACAAAACCCGCGAUUUCAUGCGCUACGGCGACUCCAUCCAUUCGGGCCUCGUUUGGUCUGGCGGUUGUGCCAGUUCGUAUAAGCGCGGCACCGUCGACGGGCCCGUGACGGUGCUUUUCGGCGGCGGCAUCCAGCUUUUCUGCCGCCUCAUUUCCGAAAUACGCGCCGAGGACUUUGAUAUUGUUUACCGCUCGCCCAACCCCUGGCGCUUCAUGGGCGAUGGCUUCCUGGACUGGGAGUUUAAAGAGGACAGCGACCUGGCAUGGUAUGUCGAGGUGGCUUCCGGCCCGGAAGAGGACUCGUCAAGGCGGGAAGGUGAACCGCCCGAGGGAGCUCCGGAGUGGGCAGCAGGGCCCUACUGUGUUUGCAAACAUUAUGUUUGA
This is a messenger RNA of Pyricularia oryzae 70-15, 1848 nucleotides long. RefSeq lists its product as uncharacterized. NCBI's taxonomy places the organism in Eukaryota, Fungi, Ascomycota, Sordariomycetes, Magnaporthales, Pyriculariaceae. The record is from RefSeq and is a predicted model, not a curated record. Bases 1 to 1848 code for a protein of 615 amino acids. Gene Ontology annotation, molecular function: N,N-dimethylaniline monooxygenase activity; flavin adenine dinucleotide binding; NADP binding. The transcript has 2 exons.